This is a messenger RNA of Nymphaea colorata (pocket water lily), 3168 nucleotides long. Its product is annotated as NAD(P)H-quinone oxidoreductase subunit 5, chloroplastic. The record is from RefSeq and is a predicted model, not a curated record. Gene Ontology annotation, cellular component: chloroplast. The transcript has a single exon. Gene Ontology annotation, molecular function: NADH dehydrogenase (ubiquinone) activity. Gene Ontology annotation, biological process: electron transport coupled proton transport; ATP synthesis coupled electron transport. Lineage: Eukaryota; Viridiplantae; Streptophyta; Magnoliopsida; Nymphaeales; Nymphaeaceae. The coding region runs from base 438 to 2681 and encodes 747 amino acids.
UCACCUUCUUACUUCACCCAUAUGGGAGGUUACAAGUAUCAUAGAAUUUCCCACAAGUUCUGGUGGAAGCCAAUCAAUCAGUUUCAAAUUAAAUUUAAAUUAGUUAAUGAUUUUGGAUAAAAGAUCUUGUUGGGUUGAGUUAUUUGCGGAUCUCAUGAUCCAUAUCAAAAGCUAAUAAUUACUUCACCCCUAGUAUUAAGCAAUAAUUUGCUUAAUUAUAUCAUUUGACCAAUUCAAUUGUAACUCCUUGGGUCAAAUUUUAAAUAGUCGAGGAAGAGCGAGAUUAAUAAAAAAGAAUAUUCUUUUCGUAUCCUUAUUUUGGUUUGUGUUAAAAAAAAAAUAAAUAAGAACUGGUGAUGAAUGUGAAUUGGGAACAAUAAUUAAUAUAAUUAAUUAGAAGAAAAUAGAGGAAAAAGGUUUGAUUUAAUUUUAUUAUUAUGGUUAUGGAACGCACAUAUCAAUAUGCAUGGAUUAUACCUUUCGUUCCGCUUCUAGUUACUAUGUUAAUAGGAUUGGAACUCCUGCUUAAUCCGACAGCAACAAAAAAUAUUCGUCGUAUAUGGGCUUUUCCCGCUGUUUUAUUGUUAAGUAUAGUUAUGGUCUUUUCCACUAAGCUGGCGAUCCAGCAAAUCAAUGGUAGCUCAAUUUAUGAAUAUCUAUGGUCUUGGAGCAUCACUAGUGAUUUUUCCUUAGAAUUCGGCUACUUGAUUGAUCCACUUACUUCUAUUAUGUCGAUAUUAAUCACUACUGUUGGAAUCCUGGUUCUUAUCUAUAGUGAUAAUUAUAUGUCUCAUGACCGAGGAUAUUUGAGAUUUUUUGCUUAUAUGAGUUUUUUCAAUACAGCGAUGCUGGGAUUAGUUACUAGUCCCAAUUUGAUACAAAUCCAUAUUUUUUGGGAACUAGUGGGAAUGUGUUCCUAUCUGUUAAUAGGUUUUUGGUUUACCCGACCAAUUGCAGCAAAUGCCUGUCAAAAAGCGUUUGUGACCAAUCGUGUGGGGGAUUUUGGUUUAUUAUUAGGAAUCCUAGGUUUUUAUUUAAUAACAGGUAGUUUCGAAUUUCAGGAUUUAUUCGAAAUAUUCAAUGAUUCGAUCAUUAAUAACAAUGAGAUGAAUUCCUCAUUUGCUACGCUUUGUGCCUUCUUAUUAUUCCUCGGUGCAGUUGCUAAAUCUGCGCAAUUCCCACUUCAUGUAUGGUUACCUGAUGCUAUGGAGGGACCCACUCCUAUUUCGGCUCUGAUACAUGCGGCUACUAUGGUAGCCGCAGGAAUUUUUCUUGUAGCUCGGCUUCUUCCUCUUUUCAUAGCCAUACCUUACAUAAUGAAUAUCAUAUCUUUGAUAGGUGUAAUAACGGUACUAUUAGGAGCUACCUUAGCUCUUGCUCAAAGAGAUAUUAAGAGAAGUUUAGCUUAUUCCACGAUGUCUCAAUUGGGAUACAUUAUGUUAGCUUUGGGUAUAGGUUCUUAUCGAGCCGCUUUAUUCCAUUUGAUCACUCAUGCUUAUUCUAAAGCAUUAUUGUUUUUAGGGUCUGGAUCAAUCAUUCAUUCCAUGGAACCCAUUAUUGGGUAUUCUCCGACUAAGAGUCAGAACAUGGUUCUUAUGGGCGGUUUAACUAAAUAUAUGCCAAUUACAAAAACAACUUUUUUUUUAGGUACACUUUCUCUUUGUGGUAUUCCACCCCUCGCUUGUUUUUGGUCCAAAGACGAAAUUCUUAAUGAUAGUUGGUUGUAUUCACCGAUUUUUGCGAUAAUAGCUUUCUACACAGCAGGAUUAACUGCAUUUUAUAUGUUUCGUAUGUAUUUACUUACUUUCGAAGGGCAUUUACGUAGUCAUUUUCAAAAUUACAGCGGACACACAAAUAGUUCCUUCUAUUCAAUAUCCAUAUGGGGGCAAGAAGGUUCCAAACCUGUUAGCAGCAAUUUGCUUUUAACAACAAGGAAUAAUAAUGACAAGUCCUCCUUUUCCAAUUGCUCGUUUUCUAAUACAUAUAAAAUUGCCGGUUAUGUAAGAACCAUGCGAUCAUCUUUUAGUACUCAUUUUUUCAAAAAAGACUCUCAUACUUUACUAUAUCCGCAUGAAUCGGACAAUACCAUGUUAUUUCCCCUGCUUAUAUUGGCCAUAUUUACUUUGUUCGUUGGAUGCAUAGGAAUUAAUUUCGGGCACGAAGUAAUGGAGGUUGACAUAUUAUCAAAAUGGUUAACCCCAUCGAUGAAACUUUUCCAUCAGAAUUCAACUGAUGAAGAUUGGUAUAAAUUUUUGACGAAUGCAUUUUAUUCAGUUAGUAUAGCCUACUUCGGAAUAUUUAUAGCAUCUGUUCUAUAUGGGUCUGUCUAUUCAGAUCGACAAAAUUUGUACUUAAUCAAUUCAUUUGCUAAAAUAGAUUCUAAAAUGAGAAUUCGUUUAGAACAAAUAAUAAAUGUCAUAUACAACUGGUCAUACAAUCGCGGCUACAUAGACGUUUAUUACGAAAAAGUAUUCAUUAGGGGUGUACGAGGAUUAGCUCAACUAACUCAUUCUUUUGAUCGACGAGUCAUUGAUGGAGUUACUAAUGGGAUUGGCGUUGCAAGUUUCUUUCUAGGAGAAGGUAUUAAAUAUAUAGGGGGGGGUCGAAUUUCCUCUUAUCUAUUCUUAUAUUUAGCUUGUGUAUCAAUAGUCCUACUAAUUUACUAUUACUAUUUUUUCUAAAUAGUAUUUUUAUUAAAGCUAAAGUAUUUCUAUAGUAUAUAGAAAUAGAUCUUUCAUAACCCGAGUUCUUAGAAGUAAGAGAUAAGAGGGACCUAUAGAAAAUGUGGUUAGAAAUCCAUAAUAAAGUCCGACCAUAACGACCGAAUUCAAUAUAUUCAUCCAUAAUAAUAAUAGAUUACCGAGUAGACUAUAUUUCAAAAUCAUUCAUUAACCUCCCCUUUUUCUGUUGCAACUUAUCGAUUAUUAUAUGAUAAUUUCUUAACUUUCCAUAUAUAGAAAAUAGAAACAGAUAGACUAGAAAUGACAUCUCUUAUGCCAAUGAUACCAUCUUCUUCGAUUAAAUGACAUUCAAACAAAAUAAAGGGAACUGAAUGGAAUUGGGAUAUGGAUGGAAUAUAAUGAAAUAGAGCCCCUUUGAGGUUCCCUAUGAAAUGAGGCAUGGAACGGAGCCACUGCGAAGAAGUUCCGGGAGUUACGAAGGAAGCUU